AUGAGCAAGCGUAAGAGAGGUUUGACGCAAGAGGAAAUUAAUGAAUUACUCUUCGCGUCUGAUACCAGUGACGAAGAGUUAUUAAGCGAGGAUGAUGGUUGGCCUCUCCAAUCUCCAGCAGAAGAAGUUGAAGAAGACUUAGGAAAUCCAGAUAAUAAAACGGAUGACCAUCUAAGUGAGGAUGACGAAAUUAACUUAGCAGACAUAACGUGGACAGAAAAUGUGUCUAAUGAUUUGUUUAAAAACAUUGAAAGCACAAUUGAAGGCGGACCUGUUCACAAUUUGGAUCCUUCUUCUGAACCUUCAUCAUACUUCAAGUUGCUAUUUACCGAUGACAUGUGCCAAACUAUUAUGGAAAAUACCAACAAAUAUGCCGACUAUGUUCANAAGACGAAAUGGAUGCCUAUAACUGAUAUAGCUGAGAUAUGGGCGUUCAUAUCUUGUCUCUUCGUGAUGAGUGUUUGCCGCGUUCCGCAUAUUGCGGAUUAUUGGUCGAACAAUCCAAUUUUCACGAACUUAAAAGUGAAGUCGACAAUUACCCGUGACAGAUUUUUUGAUAUCUGGAGAUUCCUUCAUCUGUCAGACAGGGAAAAGGAGAAGCAAAAAUCAGACCCUGAAUUCUAUUAUAUGCAGAAGGUCGAUCCUUUCCUCACUGACAUGAGGAAGAAUUUUCAGAAACACUUCGCACCUCACAAGAAUUUGUCAGUUUCAAACUAUUAUCCUUCCCCUAAAGUUUCUUCUGAAUGGGUUGCUUUUUCCUUU
Molecule: messenger RNA, 762 nt
Organism: Parasteatoda tepidariorum (common house spider)
Lineage: Eukaryota; Metazoa; Arthropoda; Arachnida; Araneae; Theridiidae
Source: RefSeq, a predicted model, not a curated record